This is a messenger RNA of Porites lobata, 27793 nucleotides long. Lineage: Eukaryota; Metazoa; Cnidaria; Anthozoa; Scleractinia; Poritidae. The record is from the annotation of a GenBank genome assembly.
CUGGCCGAAUUGCGUGCGUGGUUUCCCGACGUCACUAGAAAUGAAUGUUAGCUACCUUAUAACGUCUAUUUUGCACUAAUUUUGUUUUAUUUUGCUUUGAACCGAACUCUUUAACAUGAGUACCAGGCCUGUAGUAUUCAACCUUAUCAACUGCAUUAUAGGAGUGAGCGUUUUAGCGAUGCCGUUUUGCUUCCAAGAGGUAAGUUGAAAUACCGGCUAAUUAAUAGAUCUUGUGUAAGAAUAAUGUUGAUAUAUACUAUAACUCUAGAUUAAAACAACUUAAAUUGAAAUGAAAGCCGAACCUAGAUAUAUAUAUAUUUUUAUUUAAGAGUGGUAAACAAUUAAAAUUUAUCAAGCUGUACGUACGUACCGUGAGAUCGUGAAAGCUUAUGUUUUCACCGACAAUUCGUCUCCGGGGAAAAAAAGGUCGAAGCGCCAAACAUAGCAUGACUUUAACAAUGAAACAUGAUUUGUUGAUGAUCUGCUUGCUCCUUUUUUGUAAAGUUCCAUUCAAGAGUGGAAAUUCCAGCUGCUUUAAAGUAACUCCUUGUAACCCACUGUUAUUAAACACUUGCAUGGCUUUUGUUAUAAUACAAAUCGGCCUUGUUGCACUCAGAGGACAGAUUUAAUGAUGUUUUUGUUCUGACUUAACUUUUAAAGUUCAGCAGAAUGUAAUGUGGCAAGUGUGAGUUAUUAACUGAGGUAUUGAUGUUCCAAAAAUAUAUAAUUAGUGUUAUUUCUUUGCUACUGUGCAAGUUAGCUCAGUAAAUUAAUAAUUACAGUGCUUUGAAAUACAGACACCUUAUAUUGUGAUCUACUACAACAGUUCCAGACACACAAUUGUUCCUCUCUUGAGCAAAGCAAUGAAAAUCCUCUAUCAAGUGGGUUACAAUAUCCAUGCAAUUGAUGACAAAACAAGUUUGCUUGUUAGUUGAACUUAAAGCUAAGAUGGAGCUGGUUUCCCAGUAAUGAUACCAGUUUUAAAAUAAUUUAAAGGAUCACUAAGUCUAUCAUUCAUAUUUGUUUAUACAAGUUAGCACUUAAGUUGAAAUAAUAUUAUUAUCAAUAUUUCUUGGGUAAAAAACCUCAGGCAUGCUAAUUUGUUAAGGGAAAAUUAUGUUGUGAAGCUUGUUAUACUUGGGAAAAAGGGGUUAGUGAUAAGCCCAGUUACUCAAACGUACUGGAGUCCUGAUGGUUAAAAAUUAGUGUGUGUAUGAUAAAGUUACCUAGGCUUUUGAAGGUCACUUUGAAGAAUUUUUUUAGUUAGCUGAUGAUUAGAUUGCUGUUUGUUGUAAAUAUUGUUGAGUAAAACACAUUAGAGUGGGGGCAGUAUUUAUAAUGAUGGCUACGUAGAGAUGUUCAGAGGCUACGUUGUUCCCCACACUAAUAAUUUAUAAUCAUGAUUUGUUUUCUAUUGUACCACCUGUACAUGUAGUGGCCCAUGUGUAAUUUAAUUUUUUUCAAAGUUUAAAUAAUUGCAAGUUUAUAAGUGGCAAUAAUAUUUUUUUAAACUUUUAAAUAUUGUUUUUUCACCCCACCAUUUUCUAGGAGAUUUUAAAAACUUAAGAGUUAUCUGUAUUAAUCCUUAGUAUUCGAGUCAAGUUAAAUUUUGUUAAACACUUACAUGUAAGAAUAAAAAUAAGCGAAAAAAGUUUUACACAACUUUUCGAUGUUGCCAUGACAUCAUUGUCAAGUGACAAAGCUAACACUAAAAACUUACGUAAUAUAAAUUAUACAGUUUCAAGUGGCAAUUUAAUUUUUUAGUUAUUACAAGUAUUGUUAUCUAUUAUCUAUUAUAAAUAUUUCCAAACCCUUUUUCACCAAGUAAGAUAGAUAGAUAGUCAUUUAUUCACCUUAAAAACUUGCAGGCGAGGACUGAAUAAUUGCGAUAAAAUUUACAAAUGUAGUGAUUUACAACUUAUUACAAUUUACAAUUUACAACUGUAAUAAUUUUUAACUAAUAAAGAAAGAUGAUCCGGCAUAAUUUAUAAUUUUAAAGCUGUUACAAAAUCACAAAUUCAAAAGCAUGCGUCAAUUUCCUAACAUUAAGAAACAAAUUACUUCUAGUUCUUAACUACUGUAAACAUAUAACACCAAAAUUCUGGAAAACUUUUCUUGCAUCUUUCAGUUUUACACUUUAGACAAAUAACUGUUCUGUGUUCUGGCUGAUAUUUACUUGGAAGUAGUUUGUGGAGACUCUGAGAUUGAUUAGAUUUGGUUAAAUGUAAUUUCUCAGAGGCGGUUCACAAGCUUAGCAGUUUGGUCCACAAGUUAUUUAGCGGUCCACAAGCUUAGCGGUCAAGAAGUAGUUUGGGGAGACUCUGAGCGGGCAUUCAAUUAGUGCAGGCUCAAACUUCAUGGCCAGGACAAGUUGUUCAUCGGCGUUUGUGCAGUGGUCUGUGGAGCGGUUCAUUUAGCGUCUUCCCCCCCAUCCCAUCCCUAUUUUUCUUCCUUCCACUGUUUGAUCAGUGUGACGGGUGCCUGGAAUGGGGGCUCAUGGCUGGGUUGCGGGGAUUUGCCAGCCAUGGGGGCAGUUUUUCUAUCUAGGGGCUGGCUGGCCACAGUGGAAGCCCCUGGGUAUCCCAGGCACCCACCUUCCACUUAAGCGAGGCAGUUGGUUAAUGCAAACUUCAUCCAACAACUUUGCCACACUUCUUCAUAUCGCAUUUUUGCAGCUUUUCUAGGUCUUCGCGUAGAUAACUUGGUACAAGGCGAUGAAAAACUGGGCUGCCGUACUCCAGACUAGAGCAAACACAUGAUGUAAAAUAGAAUUAGCUCUCUUGUAGCAACAUGCGAUUUCUUAAGCUGUCUCAGAAAAUAUAAUCUUGUUGAGAUCUUUCUGACUAGUUCAGACACAUGGACAUUCCACUUUCAAUCACUCCUAAUAUUAAGUCCUAAAAAUUUCUCAGUAUUCACAGUCACUAGGGUCUGACUGUUAACACACAUAGGUUCAAACUCUGGCUCAUUCCUUGCAAAGCUAAUCCUGAGCUCUUCACAUUUCCUUUCUUUUAACUGAAAUCUUUCAUCCCUUGCUUGCCUUGCGAGAUCAUCUACCUCUUGAUGAAUCACCUCAUAGGUUAUGGUAUCAUCUACAUUUUUCCAGAUAUCUGCCUCUCUUGCAUUCAAAUCAUUAAUCAUUAUUAAGAAGAGCCAGGUACAUGUAGGCCUUAACUUUCUCCACCAAGGGAAGCCGGCUGGGAUGUAACACCACUCAGAAAAGCAAUCCUGGGCCAGUUUAACCCUCUGUCUCCUGUCCAUUAGAAAGUCAGCAAUCCAGCAUAGGAUGUGGUCCAGAAUAUCAUAAUCUGAGAUUUUAUGCACCAGGCUAUUGGGAUCAAUCAAAUUAUUGAAAUAAAAUGACUCUAAUUGUAGCCACCUUCCCAUCAGAGCUGAUGUACCAGUUAUGGAUCAUGCUAAAAAGCAUGUGCACAGUGAUUUGGGUAUUGUCCCAUAUUGCUUUUGUCAGUUUUCUUUAGCGUGGCAGGCAGCACAAAGUUGUGAAGAACAUUUUAUAAUCCUUGGUCAAACAAGAUGAUACCAGUUUUAAAAUAAUUUAAAGGAUCACUAAGUCUAUCAUUCAUAUUUGUUUAUACAAGUUAGCACUUAAGUUGAAAUAAUAUUAUUAUCAAUAUUUCUUGGGUAAAAAACCCCAGGCAUGCUAAUUUGUUAAGGGAAAAUUAUGUUGUGAAGCUUGUUAUACUUGGGAAAAAGGGGUUAGUGAUAAGCCCAGUUACUCAAACGUACUGGAGUCCUGAUGGUUAAAAAUUAGUGUGUGUAUGAUAAAGUUACCUAGGCUUUUGAAGGUCACUUUGAAGAAUUUUUUUAGUUAGCUGAUGAUUAGAUUGCUAUUUGUUGUAAAUAUUGUUGAGUAAAACACAUUAGAGUGGGGGCAGUAUUUAUAAUGAUGGCUACGUAGAGAUGUUCAGAGGCUACGUUGUUCAGGAACUGGCUUGGGCUACCCCACACUAAUAAUUUAUAAUCAUGAUUUGUUUUCUAUUGUAGCACAUGUACAUGUAGUGGCCCAUGUGUAAUUUAAUUUUUUUCAAAGUUUAAAUAAUUGCAAGUUUAUAAGUGGCAAUAAUAUUUUUUUAAACUUUUAAAUAUUGUUUUUUCACCCCACCAUUUUCUAGGAGAUUUUAAAAACUUAAGAGUUAUCUGUAUUAAUCCUUAGUAUUCGAGUCAAGUUAAAUUUUGUUAAACACUUACAUGUAAGAAUAAAAAUAAGCGAAAAAAGUUUUACACAACUUUUCGAUGUUGCCAUGACAUCAUUGUCAAGUGACAAAGCUAACACUAAAAACUUACGUAAUAUAAAUUAUACAGUUUCAAGUGGCAAUUUAAUUUUUUAGUUAUUACAAGUAUUGUUAUCUAUUAUCUAUUAUAACUAUUUCCAAACCCUUUUUCACCAAGUAAGAUAGAUAGAUAGUUAUUUAUUCACCUUAAAAACUUGCAGGCGAGGACUGAAUAAUUGCGAUAAAAUUUACAAAUGUAGUGAUUUACAACUUAUUACAAUUUACAAUUUACAACUGUAAUAAUUUUUAACUAAUAAAGAAAGAUGAUCCGGCAUAAUUUAUAAUUUUAAAGCUGUUACAAAAUCACAAAUUCAAAAGCAUGCGUCAAUUUCCUAACAUUAAGAAACAAAUUACUUCUAGUUCUUAACUACUGUAAACAUAUAACACCAAAAUGCUGGAAAACUUUUCUUGCAUCUUUCAGUUUUACACUUUAGACAAAUAACUGUUCUGUGUUCUCUCAGAGAGUAGGUUGGCUGAUAUUUACUUGGAAGUAGUUUGUGGAGACUCUGAGAUUGAUUAGUGCAAACUUCAUCCAACAACUUUGCCACACUUCUUCAUAUCGCAUUUUUGCAGCUUUUCUAGGUCUUCGCGUAGAUAACUUGGUACAAGGCGAUGAAAAACUGGGCUGCCGUACUCCAGACUAGAGCAAACACAUGAUGUAAAAUAGAAUUAGCUCUCUUGUAGCAACAUGCGAUUUCUUAAGCUGUCUCAGAAAAUAUAAUCUUGUUGAGAUCUUUCUGACUAGUUCAGACACAUGGACAUUCCACUUUCAAUCACUCCUAAUAUUAAGUCCUAAAAAUUUCUCAGUAUUCACAGUCACUAGGGUCUGACUGUUAACACACAUAGGUUCAAACUCUGGCUCAUUCCUUGCAAAGCUAAUCCUGAGCUCUUCACAUUUCCUUUCUUUUAACUGAAAUCUUUCAUCCCUUGCUUGCCUUGCGAGAUCAUCUACCUCUUGAUGAAUCACCUCAUAGGUUAUGGUAUCAUCUACAUUUUUCCAGAUAUCUGCCUCUCUUGCAUUCAAAUCAUUAAUCAUUAUUAAGAAGAGCCAGGUACAUGUAGGCCUUAACUUUCUCCACCAAGGGAAGCCGGCUGGGAUGUAACACCACUCAGAGAAGCAAUCCUGGGCCAGUUUAACCCUCUGUCACCUGUCCAUUAGAAAGUCAGCAAUCCAGCAUAGGAUGUGGUUCUGAAUAUCAUAAUCUGAGAUUUUAUGCACCAGGCUAUUGGGAUCAAUCAAAUUAUUGAAAUAAAAUGACUCUAAUUGUAGCCACCUUCCCAUCAGAGCUGAUGUACCAGUUAUGGAUCAUGCUAAAAAGCAUGUGCACAGUGAUUUGGGUAUUGUCCCAUAUUGCUUUUGUCAGUUUUCUUUAGCGUGGCAGGCAGCACAAAGUUGUGAAGAACAUUUUAUAAUCCUUGGUCAAACAAGAUGAUACCAGUUUUAAAAUAAUUUAAAGGAUCACUAAGUCUAUCAUUCAUAUUUGUUUAUACAAGUUAGCACUUAAGUUGAAAUAAUAUUAUUAUCAAUAUUUCUUGGGUAAAAAACCCCAGGCAUGCUAAUUUGUUAAGGGAAAAUUAUGUUGUGAAGCUUGUUAUACUUGGGAAAAAGGGGUUAGUGAUAAGCCCAGUUACUCAAACGUACUGGAGUCCUGAUGGUUAAAAAUUAGUGUGUGUAUGAUAAAGUUACCUAGGCUUUUGAAGGUCACUUUGAAGAAUUUUUUUAGUUAGCUGAUGAUUAGAUUGCUAUUUGUUGUAAAUAUUGUUGAGUAAAACACAUUAGAGUGGGGGCAGUAUUUAUAAUGAUGGCUACGUAGAGAUGUUCAGAGGCUACGUUGUUCAGGAACUGGCUUGGGCUACCCCACACUAAUAAUUUAUAAUCAUGAUUUGUUUUCUAUUGUAGCACAUGUACAUGUAGUGGCCCAUGUGUAAUUUAAUUUUUUUCAAAGUUUAAAUAAUUGCAAGUUUAUAAGUGGCAAUAAUAUUUUUUUAAACUUUUAAAUAUUGUUUUUUCACCCCACCAUUUUCUAGGAGAUUUUAAAAACUUAAGAGUUAUCUGUAUUAAUCCUUAGUAUUCGAGUCAAGUUAAAUUUUGUUAAACACUUACAUGUAAGAAUAAAAAUAAGCGAAAAAAGUUUUACACAACUUUUCGAUGUUGCCAUGACAUCAUUGUCAAGUGACAAAGCUAACACUAAAAACUUACGUAAUAUAAAUUAUACAGUUUCAAGUGGCAAUUUAAUUUUUUAGUUAUUACAAGUAUUGUUAUCUAUUAUCUAUUAUAACUAUUUCCAAACCCUUUUUCACCAAGUAAGAUAGAUAGAUAGUUAUUUAUUCACCUUAAAAACUUGCAGGCGAGGACUGAAUAAUUGCGAUAAAAUUUACAAAUGUAGUGAUUUACAACUUAUUACAAUUUACAAUUUACAACUGUAAUAAUUUUUAACUAAUAAAGAAAGAUGAUCCGGCAUAAUUUAUAAUUUUAAAGCUGUUACAAAAUCACAAAUUCAAAAGCAUGCGUCAAUUUCCUAACAUUAAGAAACAAAUUACUUCUAGUUCUUAACUACUGUAAACAUAUAACACCAAAAUUCUGGAAAACUUUUCUUGCAUCUUUCAGUUUUACACUUUAGACAAAUAACUGUUCUGUGUUCUCUCAGAGAGUAGGUUGGCUGAUAUUUACUUGGAAGUAGUUUGUGGAGACUCUGAGAUUGAUUAGUGCAAACUUCAUCCAACAACUUUGCCACACUUCUUCAUAUCGCAUUUUUGCAGCUUUUCUAGGUCUUCGCGUAGAUAACUUGGUACAAGGCGAUGAAAAACUGGGCUGCCGUACUCCAGACUAGAGCAAACACAUGAUGUAAAAUAGAAUUAGCUCUCUUGUAGCAACAUGCGAUUUCUUAAGCUGUCUCAGAAAAUAUAAUCUUGUUGAGAUCUUUCUGACUAGUUCAGACACAUGGACAUUCCACUUUCAAUCACUGCUAAUAUUAAGUCCUAAAAAUUUCUCAGUAUUCACAGUCACUAGGGUCUGACUGUUAACACACAUAGGUUCAAACUCUGGCUCAUUCCUUGCAAAGCUAAUCCUGAGCUCUUCACAUUUCCUUUCUUUUAACUGAAAUCUUUCAUCCCUUGCUUGCCUUGCGAGAUCAUCUACCACUUGAUGAAACACCUCAUAGGUUAUGGUAUCAUCUAGUACAUUUUUCCAGAUAUCUGCCUCUCUUGCAUUCAAAUCAUUAAUCAUUAUUAAGAAGAGCCAGGUACAUGUAGGCCUUAACUUUCUCCACCAAGGGAAGCCGGCUGGGAUGUAACACCACUCAGAGAAGCAAUCCUGGGCCAGUUUAACCCUCUGUCACCUGUCCAUUAGAAAGUCAGCAAUCCAGCAUAGGAUGUGGUUCUGAAUAUCAUAAUCUGAGAUUUUAUGCACCAGGCUAUUGGGAUCAAUCAAAUUAUUGAAAUAAAAUGACUCUAAUUGUGGCCACCUUCCCAUCAGAGCUGAUGUACCAGUUAUGGAUCAUGCUAAAAAGCAUGUGCACAGUGAUUUGGGUAUUGUCCCAUAUUGCUUUUGUCAGUUUUCUUUAGCACGGCAGGCAGCACAAAGUUGUGAACAACAUUUUAUAAUCCUUGGUCAAACAAGAUGAUACCAGUUUUAAAAUAAUUUAAAGGAUCACUAAGUCUAUCAUUCAUAUUUGUUUAUACAAGUUAGCACUUAAGUUGAAAUAAUAUUAUUAUCAAUAUUUCUUGGGUAAAAAACCCCAGGCAUGCUAAUUUGUUAAGGGAAAAUUAUGUUGUGAAGCUUGUUAUACUUGGGAAAAAGGGGUUAGUGAUAAGCCCAGUUACUCAAACGUACUGGAGUCCUGAUGGUUAAAAAUUAGUGUGUGUAUGAUAAAGUUACCUAGGCUUUUGAAGGUCACUUUGAAGAAUUUUUUUAGUUAGCUGAUGAUUAGAUUGCUAUUUGUUGUAAAUAUUGUUGAGUAAAACACAUUAGAGUGGGGGCAGUAUUUAUAAUGAUGGCUACGUAGAGAUGUUCAGAGGCUACGUUGUUCAGGAACUGGCUUGGGCUACCCCACACUAAUAAUUUAUAAUCAUGAUUUGUUUUCUAUUGUAGCACAUGUACAUGUAGUGGCCCAUGUUUAAUUUAAUUUUUUUCAAAGUUUAAAUAAUUGCAAGUUUAUAAGUGGCAAUAAUAUUUUUUUAAACUUUUUAAAUAUUUUUUUCACCCACCAUUUUCUAGGAGAUUUUAAAAACUUAAGAGUUAUCUGUAUUAAUCCUUAGUAUUCGAGUCAAGUUAAAUUUUGUUAAACACUUACAUGUAAGAAUAAAAAUAAGCGAAAAAAGUUUUACACAACUUUUCGAUGUUGCCAUGACAUCAUUGUCAAGUGACAAAGCUAACACUAAAAACUUACGUAAUAUAAAUUAUACAGUUUCAAGUGGCAAUUUAAUUUUUUAGUUAUUACAAGUAUUGUUAUCUAUUAUCUAUUAUAACUAUUUCCAAACCCUUUUUCACCAAGUAAGAUAGAUAGAUAGUUAUUUAUUCACCUUAAAAACUUGCAGGCGAGGACUGAAUAAUUGCAAUAAAAUUUACAAAUGUAGUAAUUUACAACUUAUUACAAUUUACAAUUUACAACUGUAAUAAUUUUUAACUAAUAAAGAAAGAUGAUCCGGCAUAAUUUAUAAUUUUAAAGCUGUUACAAAAUCACAAAUUCAAAAGCAUGCAUCAAUUUCCUAACAUUAAGAAACAAAUUACUUCUAGUUCUUAACUACUGUAAACAUAUAACACCAAAAUGCUGGAAAACUUUUCUUGCAUCUUUCAGUUUUACACUUUAGACAAAUAACUGUUCUGUGUUCUCUCAGAGAGUAGGUUGGCUGAUAUUUACUUGGAAGUAGUUUGUGGAGACUCUGAGAUUGAUUAGUGCAAACUUCAUCCAACAACUUUGCCACACUUCUUCAUAUCGCAUUUUUGCAGCUUUUCUAGGUCUUCGCGUAGAUAACUUGGUACAAGGCGAUGAAAAACUGGGCUGCCGUACUCCAGACUAGAGCAAACACAUGAUGUAAAAUAGAAUUAGCUCUCUUGUAGCAACAUGCGAUUUCUUAAGCUGUCUCAGAAAAUAUAAUCUUGUUGAGAUCUUUCUGACUAGUUCAGACACAUGGACAUUCCACUUUCAAUCACUGCUAAUAUUAAGUCCUAAAAAUUUCUCAGUAUUCACAGUCACUAGGGUCUGACUGUUAACACACAUAGGUUCAAACUCUGGCUCAUUCCUUGCAAAGCUAAUCCUGAGCUCUUCACAUUUCCUUUCUUUUAACUGAAAUCUUUCAUCCCUUGCUUGCCUUGCGAGAUCAUCUACCACUUGAUGAAACACCUCAUAGGUUAUGGUAUCAUCUAGUACAUUUUUCCAGAUAUCUGCCUCUCUUGCAUUCAAAUCAUUAAUCAUUAUUAAGAAGAGCCAGGUACAUGUAGGCCUUAACUUUCUCCACCAAGGGAAGCCGCCUGGGAUGUAACACCACUCAGAGAAGCAAUCCUGGGCCAGUUUAACCCUCUGUCACCUGUCCAUUAGAAAGUCAGCAAUCCAGCAUAGGAUGUGGUUCUGAAUAUCAUAAUCUGAGAUUUUAUGCACCAGGCUAUUGGGAUCAAUCAAAUUAUUGAAAUAAAACGACUCUAAAUUAUUCUGGCCACCUUCCCAUCAGAGCUGAUGUACCAGUUAUGUAUCAUUGCUAAAAAGCAUGUGCACAGUGAUUUGGGUAUUGUCCCAUAUUGCUUUUGUCAGUUUUCUUUAGCACGGCAGGCAGCACAAAGUUGUGAACAACAUUUUAUAAUCCUUGGUCAAACAAGCUUCACAACACACUUGUAUUUUCUUUUUCUCUUGAUAAAUUCUUCCUUAGUAAUUUAGUAACUGGAUACUCAUGUUAAAAGACAUAUAUGAUAGUAAUCUUUGUGAUUAUUUCAAAUCCCAUAAUAAUCAUUACUAGGAAACCAGUCAUCUUAGCCGAGGUUUAUUUAAAGGCAAAACAAUAAGUAUGCCACGUCAUAGAAAUUAAAUUUAACACAACAGAAUUCAGUACAAAGGGAGUUGAGUUACAGUGUAUAAGGGGUAUCAAUACAAUAUUAGUUAGUGUAAAGCAUUUGAAUUGUAUCAAUACCUUUUCUUUGAUCACUACUCAUGCAAGGUAGUUUCAUUACAGCCUGUUGCUUCUUUAGUGUCCGUGACUAAAUUGACCUCAUACGGUUCAUUUAUUUUCCUUAGUGUGGUAUUGUUCUGUGUGCAGUGGCAAUUGCCUUCAGUGCAUGGCUCACCAAAAAAUCAUGUAGCCUAUUGCUUAAAGCAGGGCAAAUAGCACGGCGAAGAAACUAUGAGGGGCUUGGUAAGUGGUUAACUAGAAUUAAUUGUGAUACACUUAGUAAUAUUAAUCAAGAUUUGUGUUUGGUUCAAAUCCAUUAAAACAAGUGCUUCAUUUUUACAGUCUUUUUUUGUCAAAAUGUCUUUAAUCUUGAUUUUAAAACAUUCCACAGAGAGGGAUGGGUUAAUGAUAUCUGGUACAUGUAAGUUCUUCCAAAACUUCGGUGUGAUGUCCAUGAAAGCUCUGUUGCUGUAAAAAAUAUUAUUUUAGUCUUUGAAAUGGACAUCAGAGUUGAACUACUUGACCUCAGGAUUAGAAAUUUUAAAUCCAGAGUUUGAAAUUACAAUAUAAAGGGCAUCCAGUCAUUAGAGACAAUCAGAAUUUGACACUGAUGACCAAACCGCAGAACAUGGUUGCCCCUUGGACGACUAUGUAGAAUUAAGCUGCUCGCUACAUGAAGAUAUGAACAGUUAUUAAGAGAACCCAAAAUUAUAAUCCGAAGUCAAUAUUUUCGCUUGAUACAUGUACGUGGUAUAGUGUAAUUACCGGUAUAGUUAUCAUCAAAUUAUUUGUUUACGAUUUGUACGUAUACUAAUGUUUGUAUUGUCUGCCAUCAUUUUUAUUUUUAUUUUUUUGUUGGUACUUAGCCCUGUCUUUGUAAUGCUUUUCGUUACUUUGGUUUGGUCUUGUUAUGAGUUUGGGCCCUGGGUUACAGACAAGUUUGAGUUAUUACCAUGUUUGAGUUUAUAACAGGAUUCUACUAAGUAUGAUAAUUUUACUUCACUGGCAUCAUAAUUUGAGAGAGAUAUUCACUAUUUUAAAAUAAAUUAAUAAAUGUUAUUUUAUAAUUCACACCACAAAUAGUAAAAAUAGCCAGGACACAUUUACUAGUACCCUGUACAUGUACAUCUAUUCAUCGAUAUGGAGGAUAUCGCAUGGCCAUGCAGAGAUUGGGAAGGAGAGAAUUUUCUUUUGAAUGUUGAAAAACAUUUCACAAGUGAGCAUGACAAACGAGUGAAAUAAUUUUUCAACUCAAGAAGAGACAUUUUGUGUCUGCCACGUUACAUGUGUGUUCUAUUUUUUGUGAUUAACACGAAUUAAAAAGCAAAACAUUUCACUUUGUUAAUGGAUUUUUGUUUGCUGAAAAGCGUGAUUUAUUAUGUAACCAUAGUAAUGAUGAUCAUUCCUCAUGCUAAGAUACAUGUUAUUUCCACAUGUGAAGAUAUCACGUUUUCUUGUGAAAGCUGACCUGGAAUUUAUUUGGUGUUUAUAUAAUAAGUAAUUAUAUAUUAUUUUGUCUUUUAGCAUUGUCUACAUAUGGAGCACCAGGAAAAUUAGCUGUAGAAAUAAGGUAAUUCCAGAUUGAGAGUUGAAUUAGCACACCAGUGUUUGCCAGUAUGUAAAAGCAAUCACCUCAGAAAUACUUGUGAUGAUUCUGUUUAGUGGUGUUCCUUAAUCAAUCCAUGAAUAAUUGUGGAAAUGGAGUGUUUUGGCUGCAGCUUAAUCUCAAGAUGCUUUGUUGUGUGUAAGGCUUUCCAUGUGUAACAGUGCUUUGACAAUGUCUAUCCACUGCCACAGUGUUAAAAAAAUCAAACUCCCAAGCAAAUACAGUGUAGCAAUUCACAGGGCUUGUUCACUGCUAUUUUGUGUAAUGUGUUAAAGUUUUAUUAUCACAACAAAGUCCGUGAGUCGGACUUUGCUGGAGUUCAUUGGCCAAAAAUGAUAAAGAUGAACAUCUCUUUGACCCAUUCACUCCUGAACAACCCGUAACUGCCUGUGUAGAUGAUCCUUGUCCGUUGUACCAUUUGAGACAUUGUCAGUUUUAACAAUCAUAGACAACUUUGACACCUAACUUGUGCAGGAGAGAGGGAUCUUUCAAAACCAUACACAAAUGAGUAGGAUUCAGUCAAGCAGGCCAGGGAAAAAAUGAAAAUUGACCUGAAAAUUUAAUGAAUAAUUGAUGGUCCACUACCGACCUUCUUUGACAUAAUCUUUCAAUUUUAAAAGUUUUCUCAAAACCUGAGUCCUAGUAAAUUCCCAGAAAGAGAAAUGACAGGGAAAGGUCAAAGAGAAGCACAAGAAACGGGGAGGCGAGAAAGCGAACCAUCUUAAAAUUUUGCCUUCUGUGCAUCCCUGAAAUUCAGAAGCCACAGUUUAGCUUGAGGAACAGAAGGCAUUGUAGUGCUGAACUUGUAAACAAAAUGGGGGGGGGGGAGGUCUGAAUCUUUUGGCAUGAUAGUGACCAGAAAAAUAAUGGUUUGACUAGGUGUACAGUAGCUUCAAAAGGUGUUUUUCUUGUAAAAUUUCUGGGUAAGUUUCAAAGUCCAUUAUAGCUGUAAAAACUCUUCUUAAGAUGGUGCUGUGUUUGAUUUAUGACCCUGCUGUACAUUGUGGUUCAGCUGAUGACAUUAUUUAAGCCAUUUGCCUAGUCACUAACUUAUGCACCUAUCAAUGUAAAUCCCGUGAGGGGGGAGUGCGGGCAAGGGGCGGGGAUUUGAUGCCUGAGACUAUCCCCCUGUCGGGCUUUUGAUCGUGCGAAGCGACCCCAGGGUCGGGACAUUUGACUUUGACCGAUAGAAGCCUGGUAUCAAUUCAGAAGCGGUAACCAAGUCCGUCCCUCAAGGCUUUCUGAAAGUCGCGCUGUUGGAGAAAGUUAUGAAGUUUUCAUUUGUUUUAAUCGCCAUAAUCCGAUACUUUACAUGUACACUGUCAUCUAAACAGAUAAUGUCUAUUUUGAGAAAGUUUUUAUCUUCAAGUUCCCAUCUGAUUGUAAGCCUCGAUUGGGGGCUUUUUUGACACUUUUGAUUGACCUUUCGUUUCCCACCCUGGGGAAUUUGAUCAAAAAAUUUUAAAAUUUGUCAAAUCCCCACCCCUUGCCCGCACUCCCCCCCCCCCCACGGGGUUUACAUUGAUAGGUAUAUUAUCCUUAGUUACUCAUCUCUAAUGUACAAUGCAUUUGGCGUAUACUGUUAGAAAAAAGAAGGGGAUCCAAUAUGGUGUGGUCUGUCUUUCUUUAGAGAUCAGGGGAUUGGUAACAGCCUGCAGGCAAGGAGUGUAAGACUGAUUCACAUCACCAUUGUCUUCUUUGAUGGAUAAGUCAAGACAAUAAAAAAGAAUUAAUGGUUGUAAUCAUGCCAUUAUUUCAAUUAAUUUUGACAAAAAUAUAUGAUUUAUUUCCCAGUAUUAUAGGUCUUUUGAUUGGAAGCCUGAUAGCAUUCAAUGUUAUAAUUGGAGACUUAGUGCCUUCAAUAUUUCACAAUUUAAGUGGUGUCGAGGUAAGUUUCUGUGGCAUUUAGCACAUUUUUUCUCUAAACUGUUGGUACAGCAGAUGACAGUUACUGGUAUAUUAUAAAGGAUAUUAUAAUAUGGUGGCAAGAAGACAUGAAUUUAUUUGUUUGUUUGUUUAAGUGGCAAGAGCAAUGCGCGCAAACAAGCUGUGACCUGGUUUUUACCACAAGAAUGUAAAAUUCAAUUAAUUAUCCUGAACUUAACUUGGUGUAUCCAUGGACAAUAAAUAUACAUGGUAGAGAUUGAAAAGCUGUGUUUAAUGCUGAUAAAACUUACUGCUGUUCUCUUUUGUUUGGAUGUAUAUUCCAAGACCUUUCUCAACUCACCUCCCACCAGGCCUCUAUAAGUUGCUGAAAAAGUGGAUAGAAUAAGUGCUUAAUUUUCUCCAACUAAAGUUGUUGUACCUUUAAUAGUCAAUAUAAUUUGUUAGCCAGAGGUAGGACUAAGUCUUGAAUUGGCAUUUUUAGAAACUUAUUCUUUGGCUACAACAAUUUAAAGCUACAUUUUUACUUAAGUUUUGUUUAAAACUAAUUCAUAAUUUUUGUUUUAUAAACUGCCCAUGACUUAAAACCUCUGUGAAAAACAUUUUGUGAUUUGAACAUAAUAGGGUCUUUUUAGAAUUUUAAAACUUUUGAAUCUGCUGCCAUUUUGGCACUCCAUUUGUCUUUAGCAGUCUUCUCUUGGAAGUCUCUCUGAAACAAGGGAACUUUGACCCAGGUUAAGGAAGUACAUGACAUAAAUUAAGGAACACAAAGUAAACAAGUAUGGAGUUCUAGAAUCCUUCUGGAAAUUCACUUUAGUUACUGUAACUGCUGUUAAAAGGUAAAACAGGUUAGAAAGAUCCAAUUGCAGUUAGAUGUAACAACACUGGCAACCCCAGAAUGGGAUAAAAUCUUGUUUUUUGUUAUGUCUCAUGACGUCUCAUGGCCCUGUAAAUUUCCUGAACAACAGAAUGGCUGUGCCAAAAAAGUUUAGACCUAAAAAAUUCUAAAAAAAUCUUGUUUUGUUCGAAAGACAAUUUUUUUGCGAAGAGGUUCCUGUAGUCUCAACUCAUCUCCUCCCCCUCUAACUCCCACCCCUUCCAUGGCUUAUUCUCAGAUUUUCCUCCUAAGUUUUGGAUUCUGAAUCUUACCUUGAGUCUGAGAGAGGGUUUUGAAAAGAAACGUAUCUUAGCCAUGUGAUGUCCAAUAAAAACUCAUCUAUCCUGUUAUGAACUUAUUAAAAAUGAUAUUUUGUUUUACCAGGUGACUUGGACAGUUAGAGCAAUUCUUAUGACGUUACUUGCAUUUGGUGUUGGUUUACCUCUAUCAAUGAUGAGAAAUCUGAAGAGUUUAUCUUCAUUUAGUGCUAUUUCACUGUUCUUCUACGCAUUCUUUGUUGUGCAGGUAAGUUUGUGCAGUUCUACCAGGUGAUGUCAAAUGAUCAUGGAUUUGAAAGAUUACUCAUCAGUGGCUAAACUUUGCAACAAUCCUUUUUCUUGGCUUCUUGUUUUUACAGAUUAUUUUUAGUGCUUUACCAAGAAUUGUUGAAGGAUCUUGGAUCUACAAUCUGAAUUACUGGCGACCAGAGAAACUAUUGAACUAUGUACCCAUUUUUGCCCUGGCCUUUGCCUGCCAACCGUAAGUACUUUACUGGACGUCAUGGUACAAAUCAUUCUCAAAAAUCGAUAAUUAGAUUACAGUCGAACCUCUCAGUACAGACACCUCUCUAAUAUGCACAACUGCCUAUUAUGGGCAGUUUCCAAUGUCCCAACAAAUUUCUCAUUUAUUGUCUUUUAAAAAAACCUCUAUAAUACGGCCUCUCUCUAAUGUGGAAAACGGAUACUAAAUCUCCACCCCACAGAGUAAAUUCAUUUAAAAUUAACCUCUUUAUUACCGACACUGCUGUGAUCAGGUGAAUCCCAAAUCCCAAUCAGGUGAAUCUGCAUGGGGUGAAUCCCAUCUAGCUGAUGAGCUAUGCAAGGUGAUUUCAAAAGCCCAGUUGCUGUAUAGCAAACAACUACUUGCAAAAGGUGUACAGAGGGGAAAAAAAACUACAGAUAGCAUAAAGAUUUUUUCUAAUUACAUUUUGUACUUUAGUUACUGUUUACUGCACUUGUAAAAUAACGAAAGACACUUCCAGAAUUGUGCUUUACGUUACAACUUUUUACAUUCAGCAUUGCACUGUAGCUCGUUUCGUUUUAAAACAGUGAUUAAUCUGCGACUGUACUUACAGUACUUUGUAGCUGAUAUGUAUGAUGUCGUAGGCUACUGAAAGACAGUGUCUGUGACUUAAUAAAUUUAAAUGCAGUUUAAAGACAAUUGUGAGCCUGGUUUUAGCUACUGAACACUGAAAACUGAAAGUGGAGUCAUAUAAGUGACGUCAUCAUAGUGACCUCUUUUAUACGGACACUUUGCUCUGUCCCUUCAGUGUCCAUGUUAGAGAGGUUCGACUGUAGUAUUAUUCCUGGAGACAAAAGGGGUUCAUGCAUUGCAAUUACUGUGAGUUCACAGUAGCCAGAGACAAAAAAGACAUUUGUAGAUCAGCCAUUAACUACCAUUACAACUCUCUCCAAAUUUUUUGUGAGGACUGACUGUAAAUGUAAAAUCCUUUGUGGUGCCACAGAUAAGAAUACAAUCAUACAAUUGAUUCAAAUAUUAAGGUAGCAAAUUGUAAUUCAGUCCUUGUGCUUUCCUCCCUAUUUUGUCUUGUCUCCUGCCACUCCAUCCCCCUUCUCUUUUUAGGUCAUUGAUAGUCAGGGUUUAUUUACCACAUACAUUGUAGAGGCUAGCUACCAUCACUAGUGAUCUUCAACAAUUUCAUUGCUCAAAGGGGCUAUGUCAGAAGAAUUUUGCUGUUUUAGGUCAAUUCUAAGCUGCGCUGCAUGUAGUCAUUACUUCUUUUACCCAUGCCUUUACCCAUACACAAAAAGGAAAAACUCAGGCUAAUUGAUCAGAAACCUCUCAUGCUGCCCACAACAUGUCAUGAUGUAUAGUGAACUACUGAGCAAAUUGGGUACAUUCCCUUUAUAUUAAACUGUGAAAUGAACAAGACACUUCUUUGUUCUGUUUGCUUGCUACUUUUUUUUAAAAGAGGCACCAGCUUCCAUGGUAAAAGGGCAGUCCUUGUAUCAUGUUCCCCUUGCAAUACAAUUCACAUGUUUAAAUGACAUAUAUUACUUUUUUGUCAACACUAGAAUCAGAUGUCUGUAUGAUCCUAAUGUGUGUUUGUUUUAAUUACAGUCAGCUUUUUGCAUUGUAUGAGACUCUUCCUGACCCAUCAGUAAAACAUAUGGAAGGUGUUGUGGACACUGGGAUCAAUGUAGUGGCUCUCGUUUAUUUUUUGGUAAGUUCUGGCGGGCUGUCAGGAGAGCAGGGUGCAAGGAAAGUCAGUUUUACAGCUUUCCCUUUGGGCACCAAGGACAAGCAUAUAUACUGUUCCAAAAGACGUUUUGACUAUAGUCCCAAAAAAUUUUUUGACGACUAGGAUAAUUAAUUAAUUACACCAUCAGUUAUUAAUCAGUUGCUUUUUUAAUUCAUUGUAGCAAGCUAUAAUAAAGCUUAGGAGCUUUUAGGAACCUCAUUUCUAAGGUGUUUUAAAUUGUUUUUACCUGAAGAUUGUGCGGAUCACUCAAAGACUAGUCUGACUUGAAAUGUAAUGUAGUUCUUGUUUGUGCAAAUUCGUGACUAAAUUUAAUAAAUAUCUACUGGAUAACUACCUGGCACAUUUUGAUCUUGUCACAACCCAUUUUUGGCCAGUCAAAAUAUGUACACUGUACUUUUUGUCAAACAUGUGCCUUUUAGUAAAACUACUGUAGUAACUAUGAUGGUGGAGACAAACUAACCUACAGCUGUACAUGUAUGGAGAAGCCAUAUGAGAACAAGACUUUUGCUGUACAAGCAAACUAAUGAAGAAGCAUAAUCAAGUAUUUUGAGGAUAUACAUGUAGUACUAACAAGAUGCUAUCUAAUGGAUCUUGGACAUCUAAUUAUGACAUUAUAAAUCAUGUGGUUUACAUUGAUAAAUAUAAAUGUUAGAAAAAUGUAAUAGCACACGGGUUUCAUGUCUGCGCACCAGAAUGUACAUUUAUCUCUUUAUUGUAAUUUCUUGGUGUACGGUUAAAUGGUGUGAAAAACUCUGCCUGGUCAAUUGAGACAAACUUGCAUAUAACUGAUUUCAAUCCCCUUUUCGUUAAUACUAAUUCUUUUACUGGUAAUUACUGUCAAAUGAUAAGCUUAUCUUUAAUUAAUCACAAUGGUCAAAAGUUGAAUAUAAAACUGUUUCUGUACAGAAAUCUUUCUUGGGGUUCUACUCUAUUAAUGAGUUUAAUUUGCUUUGCAUUUUAGGUUGGAUUAUUUGGUUAUGUGUGCUUUUACAAUGUUGGAGUCCAGGGUGACAUGUUAAAUAACUAUGGCAAAACGUUCACCUCUUAUGUGAUUAAAGUUGGUAAGAAGCUGAAAUAAUUUAUGUAGUGUCAAAUAUUACAUACUUGCUACUAUCCAUGAUGUUUGUGCAAUUGUAAUAAUUUUAUGAUUUUAUUACAGGCUUUGUUAUGUCAGUUGUUGUAAGCUUUCCCCUAAUGGUGUAUCCUCUGCGAGCAAGUUUGCACUCUCUGAUAUUUUCUGAGGUAUGUACAUGUUCUUGACAUUUACAAUAAAUGAUUAUAAUGACUAAACUAAUAACUUAAAAACGUAAUCUCCCAUGAAAAGUUGUACAGACUUGUAACUGUUUCUUCGACAAAACCUGUUUGUACUAACCCUAUCUUUGUAUGUCAUAUUAUAAGGAUCAAAAAUUUCAUACGAAAAGUAUGGAAGAAAAGUUAAAGAAAAUAAAUUUUCAAUGGCACUAUUCUAUCAAGUCCAGUUUAAGGCAGGUUAUCAACCAUUUGUGAGUAGUUUGUAUGCAGCUGUAGACAGCGGUAGACUUAAAGCCACUUGUGACCAUUAACAAUUUCUAAGGUCAGCGACCAUCUGGCAAUGCCUCACUGGUUCAGGGUAACGCUCUUAAAUUAAUUAAACUCUACCAAAGUGAACAUGAUUCAGUUAGACAGGCCUAUCUGUACUUCUUUCCAAAUAAUUUCACACCAAAGACAUCAUGGGGCAAAUGGGUUUAAUGUACGUAGUCUUGAGAUGUUGCUGAGUUUGUGAUUAGAAUCACAGAUACCACAUUUUAAAACACUACACAUUAUCAAUAAUACAAUAUUGUAACAUUACCUGCAUGGAGUAGGGUUUCAUUUGUGGUUUCAGAGUUUAGUUAACCUAAGAUUAAUGCUAACUUUGAAUCAAAGACUUUGUAAACAUUGUGAUGCUUGAUUGCAGAUAGAAUUAUUUUUAUGACGUGUAUUUUUACUUUUUUUCAGUCAAGCAGCUCAGAGAAUUUACCUGGAGGUUCUGGGUUUAUUCAACCUGACAGAUUCACUUAUUUAACACUAACUAUCAUCUCUGGUACUCUCACGAUGGGAAUUCUCUUUCCGCAAGGUAACCAUUCAGCUUGUGUCAGUGAUAUUUUUUGAACAGUGAACUUUGCAUUGCAAAUGUGAACACUGGGAUGUAACUUUGUGGUCUCGUACAGUGUCUAUAAAGACUCGGCAGAGGUGCUGUUACUUGUAGUCUGCACUAAUUUACUUCUACUGUUGCCCUGAAAAAGAAGUGGGGAGGAAAGUGGAUGGUGAUGAUUUUGGUAUUUUUUUUGUGUUAUAGUUGAAUUUGUCUUGGCCUUGACUGGAGCUACUAUGGGGACUUUGAUAGCAUUUGUUUUCCCCUCUUGCCUGUUCUUACGAGCUGUGUCAGAGAAGACAAAUACAAGGCUUAUAGCAAAGGUAGGUUGCUGAUGCAAUGGCUUAAUGAGAUCUUGAUUUAAAGGGAAUAUCCAUGCAUUUCUGUCACAGUUAAGGUCACAAGAAAAAUUCUUAUGAAUAAAAGCAGUGGUGAUUCAAAUGGCUGCAAUGUCAUCUGUUUGAUUCCUGUUGUUUCAUCAGUGAUGUGGUAUUGGUCAAAAUAAAGGUGGGCCUGCAGAUAUUACCUGGAACUGUUCUAUAUUUUAUCAACCAGUUCAAUCUAAACUGGUGGCCGACAGAUUGACAGAGGUUGCCCAUAGAACGCUUCUGUUUCUAGCUGACACAUAACCGUCAGAUCUGAUUAAGUCCUAAAUUUGUUUUAAAUCCCAAUUUCUCCUAAAAUUUGAUAAUGCAAAACCGGAAAACGAAGUGCAAGCUGGUGUGCUGCUCAAACUAGCUGGAAAAUGUAAUGCAGAUUGCAUUCCUAUGAUGGCUAAAGAACUUCAGAAUGGCUGACUGUCGGUGUACUGUUGGUUAGUUGUCUAUGCGUCUAGUCCCUAGCAGGACUCUGGUGGUGACAGCUGCCUAAAUCUGAUCAUCAUAACAAGACAUUGGCGUUUUAAAUUGCAGUUACAGCUGUAAUCAUUAAGACUCUAGUGAUAACGUCUGCAAGAUGUUAUGGUACUUAAGUUAGAGCAAAUCAGACCCAUAGACAGUAGAGUGGAAUGGUCAUAAUGCCUGUCGGACUCCUUUUGUAAUACUAACCCUAACUAUGCUUGGAUAGUUUUAUUCAACUUACUUUUUGUUUUUGUCUCUUAUUACUUGUGCUGUGUCUUUUAAUUGCAGCUUGUGCUGUUGCUAGGAUCAGUUUGUUUUAUAGCUGGUACCUACACUGUCCUUACAAAACAAGAGAGUGGUGAUCAGCACCAUCAAGUAGACAUACACCCACCAGGCAUAGAUCCUAUCAAACCAAUGGCUUUUCACGACUCACUUCAGAAUGUUAAUCGCACUAACAUUCAAGGUGGCAUUAAAGCAGGUCCAGUUGAUGUUGAUGUCGCUAAGGUAUAAUUUGCUGAAAUUAUGUUCAAACUUCCAACCUUCUGUGUCUGUUGAGGAUAGGAAAAAGUCUUAUCUGUUAAGGCGUUUCAGGAAGAUCAGAUAGCUUAAACCUUAACAUUGCAACAACUAACAGCGAAAAAAUGAAAUGAAACCGUGGAAAUACCUCCGUCAUCAGCAUUUCCAGAAGAUCAGGUCCAUUUCAUGUCGAGCUAUUCUUCAGUCUUUUGCUAGGGUCUGGCUCAAGAAGGAUAUUCCAAGCAAACACAUAUCUCAGUUUUGAAAAAGACUUUUUACAUGUGUUGUCGAUAUACAGUUGUAUAUGCCUUAAGGUGGCUGAACACAAUUUUGCAGGCGCUCGGUGGUAACUUGCGUGACGGCGCGUGUUUUAAAUUAGACAAAAAAACAUGGCGGCGAAAAAAUCAAUGGUACACAGAAGAUGAUUUCUCAAAAUCCACUCAUUAAAAUUUUGUGAUAUUGGCAGAAUUUUUACUUUUUUCGUAUUUUAGAUAAAUGGAGGUGGAACAGAUGAAUUUUGUGACACUUUUAAUAAAGUUCUACAGUACAAUUAUAUUAUUGAUUAUCAAAAACCCGUUUGUUAAAGUUUGGUCAAAUAAAUUUCAGAUAGUGAUGAUUAAUUAUAGUAAGCUAUGUGCAAGUUUAUAGGAAAAUCUAAUGAGCGAAUUUUAUGUAAACUGACCAAAACUGAAAUUUUAAGGUUGUAUUCAAUCGUUCAUGUUGCCAUGGAAACUACGAAGACGUCACAUUUUACCUGUCAAUCAAAAUCUUUCAUCAGCAUAUUUUCACUUGCCAAGUUUCAGCUUGUGAGCUGUAGCCUUUCUCUUGCCAUGAUUUGGCAAAUGACAUAUACUCACAAACUGCCAAAACUGUGUUCAGCCACCUUAAGUCCAGUUUGUAAUAAAGUCGGGCUCGACAGGGAACAUGGUAUGUUUGGCAUAAAACACAAUAUAGAAUCUCCUUCGUUGUUGCCAUCACUGAAAUUUCUGUCUUGUUUGUGAGGAAUCGUUUGUAACUGGGGGAAGAAGUCGUCUUUUGUAAAUUUUGUUCAAUUCUCCUAAGCCAGCUUAUAAUGAGAUGGAUACUGAAAACCACUGAUGAUCAAGGAAAUACCCUCAUCUUCAUGAAAAUGAACCUAACUACAAUAGGUGCAUGACUGUUCAGCUGUACCCUCUUUAAUGAGUUUCAGUACAACUUUUCAAACCGUGCAGUGGUGUACUUAUUGUAGCAUUGUCUUGUCCCUUCAAAGCGGUGUGUUUUUUUAUUAAUAUGUACACUGUAUUUACCAGAUUGGCUUAGGUGGAGGCAUUCAACGUGGAGAUGACAAACUCAAGGUUGUUGCUAAUGAUGGAAAAUCAAUUGAGGCACAGGCUGCAGACGUAAAACCAGCUGAUGCUGUUGGAAAUGAAGGACUAAAGAGGGCUGACGAGCCUGUCAAACCAGCUGAGGGUGAAGAGAAAAGGCAAGAACCAGCAGUGCCCCAUGCUCCUCAAGAUAACCCAGCACAAGGUGCACCUGAUCAGCGAAAGAGCGAGGAUGGACAUCUAAAUGAAAAGCGUCAGCUGAUGAGUCAGGGAGUAGAAGAAAAACCAGCAAAUACUAAUGAUCAAGCAGUGAAGGCUCCUGCUGGGAAUGUCGCUGAUACCAACCAGGUUAAGGUCUCCGAACAAGAAAUCGAUGAGGAACUGAAGAAGCUGGAGCACUCAGAUAAGGUUAAUAAGUCAGCAAAAACCUAAACAAUGCCUUGAUAGUCUCAUUCUUCUGUAAGCAUUUCGCUUGUCACAAAGUCUUGCGGAGUUGCCAGAACGUGAUUCUUAAGCUAAGCUUUAGAAAAGAAAUUAAGUCAUAUACUCGUAGUAAUCGGCACGAAAGAGACGAAUAAACAAAAAAUCUCCUGAUUUGGUGCUUGGCCCAACCAUAAUUAUGAUACUUGCAAAUUAAACGAAAAACCGUUUACAUGUAACAGUUGCCUUGACUUAGCUGAACAUUUACAGACAAAUCUUGCGAGUAAGAAUUUAGCAGGAGAGACUUGUUUCGUUUGCCCGUACUAAUGUCUGCUGCUAACAGAGGGUGAAAAUCAAAUCAAGCAGCUUCUAAAAGUUUUACCUGUAAAAACAGUUUUCGUGGCACUUUAAGGAACAAAAAUAGGCCACAACAAUUUUUUUAUAAGGUUAGUCGAAAUAUCAACAUUCAUUUAACUUAUCGUCUUGACUAUCUAAUCUGUUAUUAGAUUCGACUAGUUACUCUGUAUAUAAAGAUACUUUGGUUUACUUUUCAUCUCAUGUGCUCAAAGCUAUUUCUUGUUUUCAUGUGUUGUCGUGGAGUCUGAGAGAAGGCAUACACAGAUAAGAUUGAUGGCCAAGAUGCACUGUAGCAACACAAAGCACUGGUUAAUUCGUAAAUUAUCAUUGUUACAAAUAAUAAUAAGCAUAUGAUAAUAAUAAUUAUAUUAUUAUUAUAAUUGUUAAUCAAAGAUGAUAGCGAUCAGUGAUAAAGUGAAGCAGUUUUAAAAAAGUAAAAAAGAGUGUAAAAGUCGACGUUUCGGGGUCAUCGUAAUACCAUUAUCAAGGCUAUCUAAAAAUUCUAAAAGUAACAAAUUAUUGGAAAAUAUUUAAAGCUUAUUAAUAUAAUAAUAUUGCAUAAUCAACGGUAUACAGUAUAGAUUAUUUGGCGAAACAUUACUUGAGAAAUUCUAACUAAAAAUUGCUUCUUUUAUUUGAGCAUGAGUUUCUCCAAUUCUGAGGUCAUGUGGAAGCCAUUGCUUUUUGAUUUGUAUGAAACUAAAUCUGUGUAUCUAAUAAAGCAUAAUAAUUAUUUUGAUAUUAUUCUACUGAUGAUUUUGAAGGAAAGGAUAACCGCGAUUUUCCAAGUUCACUUUGACAACAUCCAAACUUUAAAAGCAUAAAUUUUUAAUAGCAUUAUUUGAGGUUUGUUACUUAGCCUCUUAACAGUGAGUGAUUAGAAAUGAUGUUUGACUUAAUGUUCAUGUUCAAAUAAUUCUGAGAAAAAUGAAAAUAAAGAAUAAUUUUAUACUACAAUCUGUCACUGUCAAACACUUGUUAGAAUACCGAAGUAUUUGCUUUUGAACUUUGUUUAUAAAAAUUUUACCACAAAACGAAAUAACACCAUAUCAUGUACAAAUACUGUGUGUUUGCACUGUAGUUUUGUGUUGGCAAUUCUAUCCUGGUUGCUGUCAUGUUUGAUUGGUCAGUAGCCGGUAUUGUUGUAUCCUUGGCCAUCAGUCUUCGUUUUUCUUGAGAGAGUUACCUCUACUCCUUUGAGCUACUUUUGGAACUAGUUCCUCAUAAAUCCUGCUCACUUACAAUAUCCAUCCGGGGGCCAACAACAACUCUAUUUGUACCCUACAUUGAUUUACAUGGUACAAAAAAAACAAUAGAUAAAAUAUGGAGAGGGUACAGGCUGCGCAUAAUAACCAUUGAGGGCUAAAAAAUAGGGCAGCCUUACUUAGGUAAUUAAUAAAUGAUUAUAUUUAAGGGACAGGUGCAUUAAUGGAGACCUUAAGAUCCCAGGACGGCGAAGGUGGCGAAAGCGUCGCUUAGAAAGUAAAUUCGCGUUCUUUUUUUUCAGUCUUCAUCGCGAUUAUUCGUAUUCACUCAGGCAAACAAAUUUAGCCGAACUCUCCUGGAGUUGAAUUCCGAAGAACUAUAUCCAAGUUAGAAGGAGAAAGAAAAUUUCUUCGUCGCUUGCUUACGUCCUCUAUAAAUUUAAAAUUAGGCAUUUUCGGCGUAGACGUGCAGUGACGGCAAAGAAAUUUUGAAAAAAGGUGUGCUGCAAGUGCAGAGUUGUUUUAUGGCUUAUUUGAACAUUUCUUGUUUUGUUUUGUUGGCGUUCUUGUCGCCGUCCCCAUCAUCGGAUCACAAGGUCCCUUAUCUUGACGUCGAACAUAAGGUCUUACUCGCAAUGUUCAGUUGUUUGGUCAAACUCUUCAUUCUUCAUAGGUUUUAUGCAAGAGGAUCAAUUUCCAGAAGAGGGACCAAACGAAUUCGAUAUUUUCUAAUAGUGAUGACUAUGCUACCUUAUGUCUGUUAAGUGCGUGGCUUACCCCUUUUUCUCCUCACAAUUACGUUAUCGUUGGUGGAUGGCUCCUAGAUAUCCUUGUAAACACCUGAUAAAAUCUCAGAACCUUCACUUCGCUUUGCUUUCUAAAGAAACCAAAUGAUAUUAGUGGACAGUUAACUUUAUUUUGCCCGCUCCAGUCCUGACUCGACUAGUUAACCGUCUCCGGUUCAGAGAAGUAUCAACGAGUAAACUCUGCAAAGUUAACUUAGCUGAAUAAAUAGUAACAAACCAUUCUCGAAAAAUAUUUGGAAGGGCGAGUAUAAAGCUUUCAUUAAUAAAGUGAUUACAAGGGGCAGAAACUUUCAAUUUAUGUAGUAUUUAUUUGUAUAUUUAUCAAAUUAUUUCUUUCUUUACUUAUUUGUUACCUUAUUUCAAAUAAUAAAGACUUUUUUCAUCUAUGCACCAAGGUAUCGCUGCCAGAUGGUAAGGACAAAGAACAAGAUGACGCUGCUUUGCAUAAGGACGAACCACAGGACGGUAAAGAAACAUCUUUGGUAAAACGUGAUCUUCAGUCUCAAGACUCGACAAGCUUGGGCAACGGUAAAGUGGAGUCUGAAAAAGCAGUGGAGGCUAGAAAGAGUCAAGAUGUCUCACACAAAGCCGUUAAUCAAUCAGAUUCACAUAAGAUGGACAAACUUGAAUCGUUACCAGAUCCUCUUAAUACCAGAACUUCGCUUGGAAUCAAUAACAGAACUGCUGUUAAAAAAGGUUAUGAAGUGAUGAACAGCGUUAAAAUGAGGGACCUCAAAUCAAAUAGCAAACUUAACGGAAAGCAAUCCAGUUCACUUUCGUCAAAAUCAUUUAAAACAUUGCUCUCCAAAUCAAGUUCGAAGAGAACGAAAAGAAGCAGUCUUCAGGUAGUAAACGGUGUCCUAAAAUGUUACUUAUUCGUGUCUGUGUCUGUGGCAGUAAUUAGCCUGAGAAAACAGCCGACAUUUCGCGACCCCAACACUGGUUUCCCCGCGAAAUGACGUGUGAGAAACGAGCGCAUAAAUUCCAUACUGAUAUACUACUUAUUGUUGAGGUCAUUACGGAGAAAUGUCAGACCGAGGCCUUAUGUAUUAUAUCAAGGCCGAGGUCUGACAUUUCCCUGUAUGACCGAACGGACGAGGUUAAUAAGUUAUUUAUUACAUGGCCUUUUCAUCAUGGACCAGAGCCUGCGAUCAAUUAAAACCAACAACUGGUCAGCGGGUAACUUUAAAAAACACGUCACCUCAAAUGAGUUUUACACGUGAGCCCGCGAUAGAAUCAUGUGACAAUGGUCAGCGGAUACCCUUUUUGACAGCUGGCAAUUGACCUAUUGGAUGUCCACUGUUACAGUCAAACCGGGAAAACCGUGAACACCAGAAAUAUUUCUGGAAUGUUAUUGUGCUGCAAGAAAAAAGCCGGUAAGGCGUGAGAAAACUAAACCGCAAGCAAGACCGUUAAUUAGUUUGUGGUUUUGUGGCUAGUUCGCGUGUCCUGAUCUUUGCGGUGAUUGGUCAUAACACAAUACACAAUAAUCAUAACACAAUACACAAUAAUCAAUUCUGAGAUAUUUCAAGUGUUCACGGUUUUCCCCGUCGCACUGUAAGUUAAACACGGAUUGUAUAUGCCUUAGACACCUAGCUAGUAAUGCCCGAUCAUUGCAAGAAAAUAUUACCCAGUCAUUACGCGCGUACUACUGUAGCCCUAUAGUAAGACGAGUUACUACCCAGAUCUGGGUUGUGCUUCUGAUUGCUUGAAGCAAGUUUCCCCUGCUGCGCGACCAAUCAGAAGUACUACCCAGAUCUGGGCAAUGAUACGUCAUCAGAAUGGAUUUUCUGAGCACGUCUCUCAGACGUCAUGUCACGGGGAAACCAGUGGUUACGUUGCGAAAUAUCGGCUGUUUCCUCAGGCUAUGACAGUAAUAUGUAAUAUUUUCUCGUUUGAUGACCUAUGGAUGCGUCCCCAGAUAUAUGCAGUGACCGAGCAUGUUAGGUAGAGGUAGCAGUGGGCGAAGGCUUCGUUUUUUGUGUGUGUUUAUGGACCUCGACAAACCAGGAUAGCUAAUCAGAGCAUCAGGAUUCCUUUCAUCUUGCUCACUCUUAUCGCUUUGUUUCAGUUACAGUACUCACCAAUUUUCUUCACUGCUUAUCUAAGUGUAACGGUGGAGACAGAAGUGGCUUUAUUCAUGUGUUUAUUUUGUUUUCAUCAGGCUUUUUCUCUAACCCAGGUGUUCGCUUUAUCCCUGCAAGAGUUAAGCAAUUUGCUUUAAAAAGGGUUACAUUGUUGUUCGAGAGAAAUGGCAUUUGCAAUUUCUGGUGCCGUGUGUGGGAGAAAUCAGACAUUGUGUUGAUUUUAUUGUUAUAAUUUUCUUUGUUGUACAGGGAAAAGACAGAUAGCAUCAGUUACAAACAGCAAGUAACUAUAAUAGUACAACUGGCAGGUGUGUCUACAGUAACUGUUCUCUGUGGUUCAGGAGGCUUGCCAUCUUAUACUUGGAGUGGGAUAUCCUUGUAAGUCAAUUGGUACAAUCUGGGUUUGUCCGUCAUACUACACAAUUCAAGCAGAAGGUGUUCAGUGUGGUAUUUAUCCUGGACGUUGUAGUCAUUAACCUGUAAUGAAGGAAGCUUCACAAGUAAAGAAGACAGUCGUCAUAAAGGGUCCUUCUUUCAUAUUUAUAUUAUUACAAUGAAACCCUGGGUUACGACCAUCACGUUUAUGCGAUUAAUUUGUCGUUACGAACGUAUGGUUAACUGAGCCACCCGAGGUAACAAAACCACUUAGUCGUUUUUCUGUCUGGAAACGGCAUUAACGCGAUCUCCCUGUCAUAACGACGACAUUCUUUUGACCCAAACAGCCAAUAAUCAGUCAUAUCCUUCUCGGAAGCCUCGUUAAACCUCGUUAAUGCGAUGGCUCUUAGCUCGUCGCUGUUAUGCAAGUCUAACAAAGUAGAUGUAUUGGGCGAGGUUAUUUGGCUUGAAUGCUUGUUCAGAGAAUUACAGUAUCAGAGAUAUGGCCUUAAUUAA